CGGUAAGUAGUUAGUUGUACAUGUGGUGGUUGAGUGGGGUGGGUAUGAGAAUAAUAUAUCUAUGUCAAUGGAUGUAAAUAUGAAAAUCCUUUUCACAAUGAGAAAUGGGUAACUGGUGGACAUGAAAAUAUUAGACCAAUACUCCGUAUAGGAUAAGAGGUACAUCCACCUUUCCAACUGCGUUCAGAAGGAUUCAACUCAUAUUCAUAAAACCAAAACAAAAAGUUAGACAAUACCAAAUGAAAACUGUUGAUACACCUCUUUUAAUUAAUGUCUCGCCAGCUCUUAUUAAGGCAAAGCGAGAUGUAGAAGAAGCUUUUCUCAAAAGAGAAAUUGAAAGGGACACAAGAAGUGAACAAAGGAGAGUGAGAGAGGAGAGUGAUGACACUGAGAAGUCAAAUCACUACCCCAAAGCCAUCGAAUCUGCCAAAAGGUUAAAGACGCAAUGCCCUUGCUUCCCAUACGAUGAUACGAAUUACGGAGUACUUCAGACAUCAAUAAAUCAAUCGAAAAGAGAGAAAAGAAAAUGGAAGCUUAAAAUCGAGAAACCCCACAACUCAAUUCGUGAAGAAAAGUCUCUGCGAAUCUUAUUAGUCACCCUCCUUUCUCGUUUCCUCUCCAUUCUGUCGUUUACAUUAGCUCACAGUUUCCCACCACCACCCCUUUUCUUCUUCUUCUUGCCGUUCCCCACCGUUUUUCUGAGGCAUUGUAUCGACUGUGGGUCUCCCAUGUUACCCGCCAGACCCAGAAGUGGAUUUCGCGGUUUUGUUUGAGUAUGUUCUAGAUCCACCAUACCUUUCGCAGCAAAUGAUUCGGAAUUUAUGUGAAUUGAGUGUUGAAGUGUUCUUCUGAGAAGAUCGGAGCGGAGGAGGGUUUGAUUUAGUGGUUCGUAGUUAGGGUUUGGGAUGGAAGGGAGGAUAAAAAAGUACAGGCCUUUGAGCCCGGAAAGGGCCAUAGUUUGGACUGAGAAAUCUCCGAAGUAUAGGCAGAAACAGCAGCCGCUGCCGCAGAGUGAACCACAAAGUGGUAAUAGUAAGGGUGCAAGAGUUGCUGUUGUGUAUUAUCUGUGUAGAAAUAGACAGCUCGAGCAUCCUCAUUUCAUUGAAGUCUCACCAUCUUCCCCUGAUGGCCAACUCUAUUUGAGAGAUGUAAUUGACCGGCUUAAUGUUUUGAGAGGCAGAGGCAUGGCUUCAUUGUACUCUUGGUCUUGCAAGAGGAGCUAUAAGAAUGGUUUUGUUUGGCAUGAUCUUUCUGAAGACGACCUCAUACUUCCUGCUCAUGGCAAUGAAUAUGUUCUCAAGGGUUCAGAACUCAUGGAAGAUUCAACUUUAGGGAAUUUCAGCCCGUCUAGAAAUGUAAGAUUUCAAAACCCAAAACUCCUACCCGAACCUCCAUCUGCUAGAAGUCAUGAUGGUUCGUCAUCAUCUUCCAGCAUGAACGGAAGAGGAUCAAAACCUUUACAGGAAGAUGAACUUUCUCCCUCAGUUGAACAUCCCAAUUCAUCAGCAGUAUCACCUGUGUCUAAAAAUUCCUCUUCGAAUGGUUCCUUAAGUAUGACAGAGUACAAGAAUGACUCUGGCUUGGCUGAUGCUUCCACACAGACUGAAGGAAACCCAAGCAGAAACAAUAGCGUUCGGGAGACCUGUACUAGAGGCGUUUGUACAGAUGAGGGGUUUUCUGAGCCUGAAGGCAUUUUUCGAGUUCCAAAUGGUCCCAAAAAGAAUGGGAGCAAUGGCAUAAAAGAAUCAUCUGAGAUUUGCAAAGAAUCCAUCUCCCCACCUCCUUCGUCCAGUGUAUCUUCAGGUGGUCGAACUGAUACCUUAGAAUCUCUCCUUAGAUCUGAUGUAGGUAAGCUCAACAGCUUUAGAGUUCUUGAAGAUGAAGAAUUUCGGGUUCCCACAACAAAAAUUAAGCCUUCAAAUAUGUUGAUGCAAUUAAUCUCAUGCGGGUCCAUUGCGGUGAAGGAUCACACUUUUGGCAUUAACCCUGUGUACAAGCCAAGAUUUUCACAUUCAAAGUUUCCAUCCCCACUAUAUUCAACAACCUCAUUAACCCUGGGAGAUCUUGAUUGUCUUGCUGAUAAUCCUAGAUUUAUGGGAGUGAGAUUGGAAGAUAAGGAAUAUUUCAGCGGGAGUUUGAUUGAGACAACUGUGCCCAAAGGAGUAGCUGUUCUUAGAAGGUCAUCAUCAUUUAAUGCUGACAGGACAAAUAGUCAGGUUGAUUUAGUUGAAGACAAAGAGGAUGCAUGCUCAACAGGAUUAAAGUGCAUCCCGCUAUCAAUCAUGGCUUCAAUUAGUAAACAUCCGAGAAGUGAAUCAAUGAGGUCUCCACUUUCGGAGGGUCCAAGAAUGUCAUCUGGUGGUGCAAUUACACCUACUGAUAGCAGAUCAAGAGGUGCAAGUAAGAGAAUCACAGAGCCUUUAAGAGAGGCAGAUAAUGCGAUCAAAAUCGAAGAAAGUUAAGAUUUAAAUAAUGCCCGAGUUUUUCUUCUGCUUUCCUCUUCAUGUUGGUUGGUUGAGAUCAUUUUCCUGUUUCUUCCAAACAGGCUUGCUUCAGGAGCUCGGAUUAUAAUACAGUCAAACCCUGUCUCGAAUGUCUAACAAAUUUUGAAGGGUCAAGCAUUUUGGCAUGGCCACAGCAGAUCUUUUUUAUUUUAUAACUUGAAUCACCAUUUCUUUAUUGUAAAUCUGAUCUAUAUAUAAAUAGAUAAAAACUUGAAGCCAUUUGAGUAGAUGUUGUAGAACAAUGAAUGGCAAUUGCCCCAGGCUUUGGCCUCUUUGUAUUAGAGGUAGCAGAAAGGCUUCUCUUAGGCUGCAUUGAUGCUUAUUCUGCUUAUCUUUGAAAGCAUAAUCAGAAACAUAAUCAGUUUUUCAGAAGUUCUAAAAAACUGUU
Molecule: messenger RNA, 2892 nt
Organism: Cuscuta epithymum
Lineage: Eukaryota; Viridiplantae; Streptophyta; Magnoliopsida; Solanales; Convolvulaceae
Source: the annotation of a GenBank genome assembly